CUCAAACUGUCCUUCGCUCCCCUGCCAGAGGGCCUUUCCGCCGCCGCCGCCCUGCCGAUCGCUCGCACAGCGUCUGCCGCUAUGAACGACGACAAUCUGAAGUGGGCCGAGGAGGUGAUCGGGUCCUCGUCGUACAUCCAGCAAGCUCGGCAGGCCCGCAGCCGCUCCGAAUCGCUUCUGAAGGUGCUGCUGACCCAGCGCAGACUGCCCGAGUCGCCGUGGCCCGACUCUAUGAUCACGAUGGUCCUUGCCGAGAUCGCUGGCAUGGACAGCAACAACUUUGACGGGAACAUCGGGCUUGGCGAGCGCGAGUCUCGCAUCUAUUCCUCCCUCGUCUCCAGCCGACAUUACCAUUUCGGCCACGGCAUCGGUCGAUCAGGAGACAUUGCCGAGAUCCAGCCCAAAGCCGCAGGGUCCUCGCUUGUCAUGAAGCUGACCAACGCCAUGGUGCUGGAUGCCAUUCGGAUCUCGGGAGCAACCAAGCAGGCCGCGGCUGCCUGCCAGAUCUUGCCGCUUGCGACAGGGAUGACCCUUGCGCUGGUCCUCCGAACGGUGGCAAACUCCCGUCCAGGAGCCAAGUACGUCCUCUGGCCAAGAAUCGACCAGCGGUCGUGCCUCAAAUCGAUUGUGACGGCGGGACUCAUUCCGAUAGUGAUCGAGAACAUCCUGGACAACGACCAGGUCACCACCGAUCUGGAUGCUGUCGCUGCAGUGAUCGACAAGUACGGCCCAGAGUCGAUCGUAGCCGUCAUGACCACCACCAGCUGCUUUGCGCCCCGAGUGCCAGACAGGAUCGUCGAUGUCGCUGUGCUGUGCAAAGACAGAGCCAUCCCCCAUGUUGUCAACAAUGCCUACGGUCUCCAGUCAUCAAAGUUCAUGCACGCUCUGUCGGAAGGCUGUCGGAUCGGCCGGGUCGACGUCUUUGUCCAAAGCACCGACAAGAACUUCAUGGUGCCUGUGGGAGGUGCCAUCGUGGCGGGACCACACAAGUCGCUCAUCUCGGAUAUUGGAAAAAUGUACCCGGGGCGGGCGUCCAUGUCGCCGGUCAUGGACUUGUUCAUCACACUGCUAUCCAUGGGCUCGAGUGGAUACAAAGACCUCCUUGCGGAACGUAAGAUCAUGUAUAAUACCCUUCGCCACAAACUGCAAGUCUUUGCCGAGCGGCACCAGACGUGGCUGCUGGACACACCUCGCAACGACAUUUCUCUCGCGCUGUCGCUCCAGCCCAUGGACCUGGACGAGCGCAAACAGAGCCCGUCGAUGCUGGGAUCGAUGCUGUUCUCAAGGCUGGUGUCUGGAACUCGAGUGGUGGCCAAAGGCGCAAAGAAGACAGUGUGUGGAAUCGAUUUUGAUGGAUACGGCGCACACAUCGACAACUACCCGGUCUCCUAUCUCAACGUUGCAGCAGCGAUUGGCAUGAGGGAGCCCGAAAUCGACAUGUUCUUUGAACGGCUCGAGAAAGUAUUCAAGGAACUCAAGAUCGGCAGCUACAGGGUGGUCUCGGGCUGAGCGUUCUCCAAUGUCGCUCCUUUGACUUUGCCGAGGGGUGGACACAGUGGAACAACGCUUCUGGAGGACAUCUGGCCCGGCGAGCUGAAGGAAGCAGCGGUCGACACAGGCCGCACCAGUGCUAUUUAUUGAGGGUGCGUAUUGACAGCGAUGUAGUGAGAAAAGCCAAUAAGACAAAGUGACAAAACCAACCAAACCUAUCGCCGUUCUGUGCGAUGGGAGCCAGGC
Molecule: messenger RNA, 1737 nt
Organism: Polychytrium aggregatum
Lineage: Eukaryota; Fungi; Chytridiomycota; Chytridiomycetes; Polychytriales
Product: soluble liver antigen/liver pancreas antigen
Exons: 8
Coding region: 82-1509 (475 amino acids)
Biological process (GO): selenocysteine incorporation; conversion of seryl-tRNAsec to selenocys-tRNAsec
Molecular function (GO): O-phosphoseryl-tRNA(Sec) selenium transferase activity; tRNA binding
Source: RefSeq, a predicted model, not a curated record